This is a messenger RNA of Phytophthora megakarya, 1143 nucleotides long. NCBI's taxonomy places the organism in Eukaryota, Oomycota, Peronosporomycetes, Peronosporales, Peronosporaceae. The record is from the annotation of a GenBank genome assembly.
AUGCGAGCGGCGGACAUCCCGUACACGGCGUUUCAAGCCCCUGACGGUCUCUACGAUUACUUAGUUGUCCCGAUGGGAUUGUCAAAUGCUCUAGCGACCUUCAACAACGGUAUUCGGAGAAUUCUGGGUGAUCUGGUGGAUAUUUGUCAAAGUUAUUUCGACGACAUAUACGUAUUCACGCGGAUCUUUGCGCGACUGGAUGAGCACAAAUUCUUUGUGAAACUCAGCAAAUGUGUAUUUUGUGCGGACUCCAUACCUUGUUUAGACGAUAUCGUAGGCCGUGAGGGUGUCAACUCAGCCCCAACAAAGCAUGGGCUGCAGUCGUUCCUUGGUACGGCUGCGUACGUACAACGGUUCUGUCACCGUUUUGCUGACGACGCUGGACUUCUAUUCAACUUGCUGAAAUCUAAGCAUAAGCAGGUGGAGUGGACUCCAACUUUAACAGAGCAUUUUGGGUGCUUGAAGGCGAAGGUUGGGCAAACCCCGGUGCUUGCCAUUCCUGAUUUUGACAAGGAUUUUUUCGUGAUAAUGAACGCCUCCGACUUUGCAGUGGGCGGAGUCCCCUACCGAAAAGAAGUACAUGAUGGCGUUGAAGUUGAACGGCCCGUUACUUUCGCCGGACGGAAGUACAAGCCCGCAGAAUUGAACUACUCUAUGCGUGAAAAUGAACUUCUAGCCAUUUUGUUCGGUCUUCGUACCUGGCGGGACAGACCUUUCGUCGUAGAGACCGAUCACAAGAGUUUGGAGACGGUGUUCAAGCAAAAGUCAAUCUCGCGUCGUAUCGCUAGGUGGUAUGAUGAGCUGGCGGAGUACCAGUUUCAGAUUCGAUAUAUCACAGGAGCCGAGACCAGCGUCGCUGACGUAGCUGAAGCGGUUCGUCGAUAUGAUGAAGAUGACACGACCAAAGCUCUGUUGCGUCUACUGGACCCCAGAUACUCAGCGAAAAAGGGUGAAUCGACUCCGCUAGCAUCUCCACGGCUGCUGGAGCGCUACUCUUUGUUCGAUGGGAGACUAUUCUACCAAGCAGGACAUCAUGACUCACCCCGACUCGUCUUGUACGCAAAUUACUGGAGCAUGUCUGCGAAGAGUUCCACGAUAGUCCCGUGUAUGCCCACCCUGGUAUUGACCGCACGUGCCGCCUAA